Messenger RNA from Branchiostoma floridae (Florida lancelet), 6789 nucleotides. RefSeq lists its product as uncharacterized. The coding region runs from base 189 to 6617 and encodes 2142 amino acids. Lineage: Eukaryota; Metazoa; Chordata; Leptocardii; Amphioxiformes; Branchiostomatidae. Gene Ontology annotation, molecular function: serine-type endopeptidase activity. The transcript is spliced from 25 exons. The record is from RefSeq and is a predicted model, not a curated record. Gene Ontology annotation, biological process: proteolysis.
ACUUCCGGUCCGAGGUCCAUCCCAUUCAGUUGUUUUCACUCUAACUCCGAUCAAGCAGUGCGCCAUUUUCGUGCUGUAAAACGCUAUAGACCGCAAACGAGAGCGGGUUAUCUUUUCUAUCCUAUGGUUAGCAGUAGCACCUCUUCCAGCAGUAGCAGGUAUAACAGAGUGUCGAAAAUACUGUCAGUAUGACGAUCGCACUGGCAUUGUGUGCGAGUGUCCUCGCUAUUUUGAGUUCAACGACCGUGAGUACUACAGAACACUUCGUACCACUCGACUCUACGGACCUGCACUACCGAGUACGCCGCCAGGGGCCGCUCGCCUUUGCCCAGCGCCCUGUCAGCAUCUCCGCGGAGCUGGAAGACACUGUCAUCUUCCAGUGUUCUGCGGAGUCCAACGGCGGACAGCCAACUUCAACAUGGCAUAAGGAUGGGCAGAGAGUUGCUUCCUCCCAGACUGGAAUUUUCCUCCUGGCCAAUAAGAACCUUCUGGUGCUGGUGUCACGUGACAACCUCGGCACCUACACAUGUCAGUUGGAGUUGGAUGGUGACGUCAUCACGGCUGACGCCAGGCUCACUUUGAAGUCAGAUGAAGACAAAGUUGACUUCCUAGAACGUCCCCAGAACGCGUCUGUCAACUUUGGAGAACGCCAGGUUUUCAGGUGUAAGGUCGCUGGUGACAUCCAACCAGCAUGGCUGAAGGACGGGAGCUCCAUGUUCCUUGACGGACAGAGGGUGUUCCAGCAUCGGGGGGACCUGCACAUCACCUCCGCCACCGUGGCUGACACCGGUCGGUACACCUGUUCAGUGAGUAACGGGGAGCAAACAGCGGAGGUGCAUGCCUGGCUAGCCGUUAACGUGGACACUGAACUGGUUUGCGGUCGCCCCGUGUAUAAAAAGGGCCCCGAAGGUUUUAUUGUGGGCGGGACGGAGGCUGAUCCAGGCACCAUCCCAUGGCAGGCCAUGUUGUGGGACGUGAGGCCUACUAGAAACAGGCACUUCUGUGGCGGCGCUUUGGUCAACUCUCAGUGGGUCGUCACUGCGGCUCACUGCAUCGUGGAGGCAGAGGUUACAAAGGACGACUUCAUAGUUCGCCUGGGUAAGCAAGUGGCAAAGCGCGGGGUUUUCGAGGAGAACGAGCGGUCCUACACGGUGCAGGAGGUUGUCGUGUACGACGGGUUCGUCCACGACACGUACGACGCGGAUCUUGCACUCAUACGUCUGACAGAGAAGGUACUGUACACGGACUACAUCCUGCCGGUGUGCUUGCCGUCUGUGGGCCGCGCUAGGCGUCUCAUCCGGCCGGGCUCUGCCGGAACUGUGUCGGGAUGGGGCCGUGUGGUGGAGGGAGGACCUUACUCUAAUGUUCUAAAAAAGGUGCUGAUUCCCAGGGUGUCGCAGGGCCGUUGCCGGAGGGCACACCCACAGUAUGACGUCACCAGAAACAUGUUCUGCGCAGGUCGACCCGGUGGGGGAGAGGACGCGUGCGACGGGGACAGUGGAGGCCCUUUCACCGUUUUUGACGAAGACCGUGAGUACCUGCUCGGCGUGGUGAGCUGGGGAGACGGCUGUGCCUUGGCGGGAAAGUUCGGAGUGUACACGCGGCUGCACAAGUUCUUCGCCUGGAUACAAGCUACCAUCGUAGAAGAAAAUGACCAAGAAGAGGCAGGGUGCGUGAACCUCGGUGCCAUCGCAAACGGCAGGGUGGUUAUUGACAACAGCGCCACCCCCGCCCAAGCCCGGUACUACUGUGACGCUGGCUACCGUUUGGAGGGUACCGCUGUGCGCAUGUGCGAUUCGGGUGGACGAUGGAGUGAGGAAACACCAAGAUGCACUGCAUUGCAGUGCCCACCUGUUGAAGCCCCGAGAAACGGUGCCGUACGGACACCGAGGAGACAACACGGAGACGUGACCGCGUACACGUGCGACUCUGGGUACGAGUUGAAGGGGCCGAGAAGUCGUGUCUGUCAGUACGGGGAGUGGGUUGGGAACGAGCCGAGGUGUGAACCCGCGGGUUGUUCCAUUCCAAACCGUCCCGAGAACGGCCACGUACGUUAUGAGACCCGAACUCACGGCUCCCUAGCGACAUAUACCUGCACGACAGGUUACGACUUGGCCGGGCCGCACAUGCGGGAGUGCGUCAGAGGACAGUGGGCAGGCAGCGAGCCAGCCUGCGAGAAAGGAGCGGUGCUGUGUCCGCCCGUCGAAGCCCCGGCGAACGGCGCUGUACAAGUGUCGGGGAGGCAAGCUGGGGACAGGGCCAGGUUUACGUGUGCUCCUGGGUACAACAUCAUAGGGCCGCAAAGCAUUCUGUGUGAGGACGGAGUCUGGGCUGGGGACGAGCCGACAUGUCAGCCUAAACAAGAGGACUUUCCCCGUGACUGUACCGACUGGUACGACCAGGGACAGAAGGACUCCGGUGUCUACUCCAUCCAGCCUUCAGACGACUCCGGCGGCAUCUCCAGCGCCUGGUGUGAGUUUGAUGAGGACGGCGCCUGGACAGUCAUCCAGCGGAGACAAGACGGCUCUGUCGACUUCUUCCGCAGCUGGCAGGAAUACAAGGACGGUUUUGGUGACGCGGCAGGAGAAUAUUGGCUUGGUAACGACAAUAUCUAUCACCUUACCAACCAAGCUCAAUACAAGCUACGUAUAGACAUGGAGGCCUUCGACGGGCGAACGUUCUUCGCCGAAUAUUCACAUUUCCGAGUAGAGAACGAAGCCAACGACUACAAACUUCGGCUCGGAAACCAUUCGGGAAACAUCCGAGAUGGCAUGACGAAGUUGGACAGAGAUCAACCAUUUACAACUAAAGACCAUGGAGCGAGACAGGGGUCGCACUGCGCAAGCGUACAGAAAACCGGCUGGUGGUUUGGCAACGUGUGUCUUAACUGGGCCAACUUGAACGGGGUCUACAAAGACAGUGGGGAAUACACCGGGGAGCAAAAUGGCAUCUUCUGGUUCCCACUCAGAGGGCAUGGCUACCCCAAACUACACUCCCUGAAAAAGGUGACUAUGAAGUUACGCCGCCUAGCAGAACCUGACGAAACCGCAAGUGGAAAGGACUGCGCUGAACUGUACAGCCAAGGGAAGAAGGGCAGUGGCGUACACGUCAUUGGCGACGGCGUCAUGGUUUACUGCGACAUGGAAACGAGUGGAGGAGGAUGGACGGUGAUCCAAAAGCGACAGGACGGUUCAACAGACUUUUUUCUUGAAAAAGGUUGGGAAGAAUACAAACGGGGGUUUGGUGUAGCUCAUGCAGAGUAUUGGCUUGGUAACGACAACAUCUACGAUCUAGUAGGAGGAGAAACGCCUAAUAGACUACGCAUUGAUAUCGAGGACUGGAAUGGCGAGAAAAGGUACGCAGAAUACGGUGAAUUUAGAAUUGCUGGCCCCGACGACAACUACAGACUCCACCUGGCGGAGUAUAGUGGAACUGCAGGAGAUGCCAUGCUGAAUUCACGCAAGGUGAGCAACAACGGAUUGCAGUUCAGCACCAAGGACAGGGACAACGAUCCCAACGACAUCUCGAACUGUGCCGUGCAGUUUAAAGGUGCUUGGUGGUACAGCAAUUGCGGAUCAUCAAACCUUAACGGUAAAUACUACACGGAAGAGCCAAAACACAACGUUCACGGGGGCAUCUUUUGGCAGCCAUGGAAGGAUAGAUACUACUCCUUCAAAAAAGUAGAGAUGAAGGUUCGUCCCGCCAGUUUUCCAGACAAUGAUGAUGUUGAGCCCACUCCAACACAAACACCGGCUCCUGAAGAGUGUAAAGGACAGUGCGGCGGCUCGAACUGUGAGUUAAAGAGUGUGAAGAAUCCUGUGGACCACAGAACGUCUGGUUUUUACCAGGGGGCAUGGAUGAAGGAUCCCACCGGCGACCCCGACACCAUCUACUACAUGAACAACUACUACGUAGGAUCCAUUCUGGUUUACAGAAACCUGGAAGACUUCAAGAACGACCUUCAGCAAAAGACUAUCAAGGUGUCUGCCUGCGGCACAGGUCAUGCUGUCUACAACGGCAACUUCUAUUCUACAAGAUAUCACAGUAACACGAUGUUCAAGAUGAACUUGAAGACAGGGGCUACGGUCGAAAGGGUCCUUCUAAACGCUGGAAGCAAGAACACGUACCACUACCAAGGAAAGGGUCUCACGGACAUAGACUUUGCAGUCGACGAGAAAGGAUUAUGGGUAAUAUACGCCACGCCCCAAAAUGGCGGCCGCAUCGUGGUGAGUCGUCUGAAUCCGGAGGACCUGUCAAUCAUGCAAACGUGGAACACGACGUACAACAAGAAAAAUGCUGCCAACGCUUUCAUGAUAUGUGGAGUGCUGUACACAGUUGUUCGGCAGCGAGGGGUCGACUACUCCUUUAACACGACGACCGGACAGGAGGGUUCUCCCGGCCUGCCAUUUCCUACUGUGACCAGUGACAUCCGGCAUCUGUCCUACAACCAUCGGGAACGGAAGCUGUACGCCUGGCGCGCGGGGCACCAAGUCACGUAUGACUUAGAAAUCGCCGGUCUGCCUGACAAGGGGAGUGCACCAAAAUUAUGUAGAGGAAAAGUAUGCAAAGAUUGUUCCGAUGCUUACAACUACCACAAACAAGAUGGCGUCUACACAAUUGAGCCAGAACCAGGCAUGUCAUUCCAGGUCUACUGUCGUAUGGUUGGCGGAGGUGGGUGGACUGUGAUUCAGCGGAGAAAGGACGGCUCCGAAAAUUUCUAUCGCGCCUGGAACGACUACAAAGAUGGAUUCGGAACCCCGGGGGACGAGACGUGGCUUGGGAACGAGAAGAUCCAUGCGCUCACCAAACGCGGUGUAUACAAACUCCGUGUCGACCUGGUCGAUUACCAGGGGAACGAAGAAUAUGCGGAAUACGACCUGUUCUACAUUGCAGGCGAGAAAGACAUGUACAAACUGCGUCUGGGAGACUACAGUGGCACCGCGGGGGAUUCCUUACGUUACCAUGCCAACCACCCGUUCAGCACCAAGGACAGGGACAACGAUGGUCACGGAACAAACUGUGCGGCCGUGAAUAAAGGAGGAUGGUGGCACGAUGGCUGUUACAACGCCAACCUGAACGGGAAGUGGUACCCACAGGAGUCCCACACACGGCACCCUGACGGACUGGUGUGGUGGCAGUGGCCGCACUGGGAGAACAACUACCAAUUCUCGCUCAAGUCCACGGAGAUGAGGAUCAAGUUUCAACCAGACGCUCAAGAUACCGAAUUGUACGUAGACUGUGACGCCGUGAAACGCUCAGGUGCACAGAGCAGCGGAGUGUUCUGGAUCCGUCCGCGGUACGUGCUCGAGCCUUUCCCCGUCCGCUGCGACUUGCAAGACGGUCAAGGCGCCUGGACCGUCAUCCAGCAGCGAAAGCACACCGAGAGUGAGAACUUCACGCGGGGUUGGGAAGACUACAAGAACGGUUUCGGCGUCAUCUCCCGAGAAUACUGGCUUGGAAACGAAAAGAUUCACCUACUCACGAAGGAAGGGGGCGUCAGGGUCAAGAUCCAAGUUGAAUCCUUCGGUGGUCUACGACAAUCGUACGAGUUCGAUAACUUUAAGGUGGCGGGAGAAGAGGAGAACUACCGGUUGACGUUGACCGACUAUACAGGAAGACCCGAUUCGUGCAUGGAAAGAGCUGGUCAGGACUUGAAUGGGAUGGCGUUCAGCACCAUAGACAGGGACAAUGACAGGGCUGGGUACAGUUGUGCGGAGAGGUGGAAUGGGGGCUGGUGGUAUAGGGGCUGCUCUCUACUGAUACUUAACGGGGUCAUAAAGGAAUAUAAUGGCCACGAUGAGUACCGUGAAGUAACGGGGAGAGGGGAGGGCCUAUAUAACGUUUGCUUACAGCAAGGACCACCCGUAUCGCUUAGUACAGUCACUAUUAAGAUACAGGCCAGGGAGCGGGCCGACGUGUACCGGGACUGUGACCACGCUCGUGGCGAAGGGAAAACAGCCAGCGGGGUCUACCAGAUUCAACCCCAGGGGGCAACCGCACCUUUCUCCGUCUUCUGCGAGAUGGAGUCUUCGGGGGGAGGCUGGACUGUGAUCCAAACGGCGAACCAAGGGAAGGCACGGGUCAACUUCACCCGGGGCUGGGACGACUACAAGACAGGUUUCGGUGACCUAGAGGGUGAGUUGUGGCUCGGGUUGGAAAACAUAUACACUCUGACCAACCAGGGCCAGUAUGCGCUCCAGAUAGACUUCAAGAGCUACACAGGGGUUUCCAGCUACACUUUAUACUCCUCCUUCAAAGUGGCAAGCGAGGCAGACAGCUACCGCUUACAUCUGGGACAACGGUUAAGGGGUACUAGCGAUUGUUUGAACACUCGCUCAACUGGAAAGAACGUCACUGGAAUGGCCUUCUCGACAUUUGACAGGGACCACGACCUGGCGAGGUAUAACUGUGCGGAGAAGUUCAGAGGCGGCUGGUGGUUUAAUAGCUGCUCCAGUGUAAUUCUUAACGGGGUGAAAAAGUACUGGAAAACCCAUGAUCAGUACUACAAGGAGGUCCGCCAAGGUCUUGGCCUGUACAACGUGUGUCUGCAACAGGGUCCACCAGUCUCUCUCUCUGACGUCAUUAUGAAGAUCUCUACAUUUCCUAAUUUGUCGUAGUUCAAGCACAUGUGGCGUCCCAACACACGUGAUUCUUAAAUUCUGGUCCAGUAAAGGGAUGUCUUUGUACAUUCAAUACACGUUGGCAGUAUGUCUUACACUACCUGUGGUUCAUGUGUUUUCUAUUAUCUCAGUCAAUAAAACAUGAAGAAUAUUGAUCUUACAAAGCAAA